UGAUGACGACUUAUUAGGAAUUCCAAGCACUUAUCUUGGAAAGACACCGUGUAUUUCAUAUUUUACAAACCUUGGUCAUUGAUUUUCUUGGAAGGAACACGAUGUGGAUUGUAUCAGGAAUCAUGUAUUACCAUUAAUUUCGUCAUCAAAUUGUAGCAGACAGUCAAAAUGAACGGGACGAUGGAGCAACAUGACAACGAUCGAGUGAUCGAUAUGAAUGAAUUCUGCGAGGUGGAGGCUCAGAAAGCUGCGUCUACUUUCGCCUUCGCCUACCACCGGUUCAUAAGUGUCAACCCCCCGGCCGAGGGUGCACCACCCGUGGAUGAGAAUAGAUUUGCCCGGCGUUUCGCCGAUCACUUCAUGGACCAUUUUGAAACAGAAGUACGGCGAGCCUACAACACCGUCAGCCCGUCUGAUUUCAGGGAAGACCAGCGCAACGCAAAUGACGCCGCCCUGGAAAGCCCCGCUAGUCCCGCGGACUCGGAGUCCAACGCGAACGUCAACACCAGGCUUUUGUCGGACUCUUCCGGAGGACGGCCUGAAGUCCGGAACGGGAAUGUGUUCAAUGGUGAGUCCAACAGUAGAUACUCCAGCACCUCAAGCAUUGAUGGUAACAGCAGAAAUAUCCUCCCCGCUGUAGGAGGCGGACAAAGAACUGAGAAUAAAGUUCUGCGGAAAUUCUCUUUCCGGAACAUGACUGAAAAUGUAAUGAAUCGGUUUCGAAGGGGACACACGGUGGCCCAACAUCGUGGGGUCAAGUACCAGCCAGAAGAUAUUGUCCGAGAAGGAAAUGUGAACUAUCUUGUCGGUGAGGACAAUCAAGGGAAACAAAAAUGGGAGCGAACUCGAUUGAUAUUGGUGAAACGCCUGGAGGGGCACAUGCUGGAUUUUUAUUCCCCGCCAAAGUCGAGCAAACCAAGAAUUGGAAUUUUCUGCUUUCUGAUUGAAGAAGCGAGAGAGACGACAGCGCUGGAAUUACCGGAGAAAGACAACACAUUUGUCUUGAAGGCAGAGAACAACCUUGAGUAUGUGAUAGAAGCCCAGAGUAUGCAGGACAUGCGUUCCUGGCUGACUAAUAUACUGGCAUGCAUGCAUCUUCCUGUUGCACCAAGGAGACCGUUACCUAGCGUGCCUCAGUUGCCUGAUCUACCAUCAUCAACUUCCUCCACUCAAAACUUCUUGAGACCAAAACCAAAUCUCACAGUGCAAAUCCCACAAUCAGAUUCAAACGGUCCUAACUCAAGGAGUCCCUUAACACCAGAGCAUUCCAUCGAGGGUUUCUCCAGUCGAGAUCCGAGUCCCCCUUCGUCCCCGCCACCGCAGGUACCCCCUAGACGUCGGCAAGGCAACAGUCUAGAUCGGUUACCUAGCGGCAGCUCAGAUGUACCAACAACCCCUGAAAUGCCUAUGCAGACUCAAUCACGUUUACAAGAUGGAUCAAAUCAAAACUUAAACCAACCGUCAUCAGACCCAAUGGCCUCAACAUCGGAACACCUGAACGAGUUCCCAUGGUUUCAUGGUACGUUAUCAAGGGUGGAUGCAGCACAGCUUGUCCUACAAGGAGGUAACACAAGACAUGGCGUAUUCCUGGUCAGACAGAGUGAAACAAGACGUGGGGAAUGCGUACUGACGUUCAACUUUCAUGGCAGACCAAAGCAUUUACGCAUGACUCUGGAUGAAAGCUGUCGAUGCCAAGUCACACACAUGUGGUUUGAAAGUAUUUUUGACAUGCUGGACUACUUUCGCUCCCAUCCUAUACCACUGGACAGCAGAGAUGGUGCAAUCCAACCGGACGUCACACUGACCGAAUUCGUCCCGAAUGCGCAGUCAGUCAGCACACCAAGCACCCCGCUUACACCACAAACGCCGGAUGGUGCCAACAGAGGGCUCGGCACCUCAAAUUCCCUCAUGAUUUCAAACGAGUUCUUAGGAUCCGGCAGCCAGUUUUCCUUGUCCAUGAAUUCGGCCGGUCAGUCGCCUUCUCCACGGGAUGGUCAGAAUGGCCAUCGGUCAUCGGCGAGGGCAGUACGGAAUCAGUAUUCAUUUGUCUAAACAAGCUUUCAAUAGACCCUCCCCAUGUAAUAUGUAAAUUGCACAUAGCGCCUGUGCAUUAACCUUUUGGUGUGCAAAAUGAGGAAACAUCGCGCCGUUUUGUAUGGGGCUAAUGUAUGCAUGCAUGAAUGUAAUUAGCAUAUUUCACGGGAAGGGUCUAUUGUUUGGGCACAGCAGCAACUUAAAGAAGCAGACUGGUCAAAGGUCAUUUGAAACACUCUUGAAUAUGCAGAGUAUCUUUAUCUGAUUGAGGAUAAUUGUCUUCAUGUAGCAGUACAUAAUACAUGUUGUUAUCCAUACUGUAAUUGUGUUGCAAUUCGAUAUGCUACAUAUUUCAAAAUAAUGAGAUUAAUUUGGAGAUUUAUGUAAGAUACUCUGCAAAAGUUGAUGGCAUUUCUUGCUUAUUUGAAAUCUACUAGAACUUUGUGUUAAAAUAGAUGAUCACUGUUUAGCUUUUGCCAACAACAUUUUUUUGCCAAAUCUACUUGUCCACUCGCUUUUUUUGGACCUGUAUUUCUGUAAUUUGUUUAGAAAAUCACACUCUGUAUCCUGUAUGAAUAAGAAUAGAGCACAUGAUACAGUACAUGUAGAUGUAGAUGAGCUGCCUCGUUUAUUGCCUUGAUCAAGCAUUUUGCUUUUGACGCUUUUUUUUUUACCUAUUUGCAAUUUUUAUAAGGAUACAAGCUCUGAAAUGCUCAAAUUUACCUUAUUUUCAAUGCCGUUAAUUGCUUACACUCAACACUUAAAUCUGAAAUCAACAGUUUGAUAUUACUUUUUAACAUGUAAAAAAGCAAACCCAUUUGUGUUGAAAAAAAAAUGCAGUCCCAAUUUUGCUUUUGUUUUUUAAUAACCUGAUGAACAGUGAGAACAACAAAUUGAAAUGAUUUAACAUGAAGAGAACACAAUCACAAUUACAAGUACUUGAAAAAGAAAAGUCAUGUAUUUUUUUUCAAAUAAGGAAUUGUAACAUUGCUGUUUUCAUGAAAAGGUGCUUUUUUUUUAGUAGUGGCUUCUUAUAAAGUGUGCAUAUUCGUCACUCAGUGACGCUCCUGGCGCUGUAACAUACAGUACAGUAUUUCCUGAUUGGGACGGUUCGAGGAUGGGGUGGUCUUACAGGCCUGGAAUUUCAUUUUUAAAAGGGCAAGGCCAUUUUUAUUUUGCAAAGGGCACUUCCAUUGGAAAAUCUUUAAUGUCAAUGGGGAACUUUUGAAGGGGCACCAAGGCCAAGACAAGGGGCAUUGGAGGCCAUGGCGUCCGUUGCCUGCGUGUAAUUCUGAGCCUGGACUAAGCAGUUUCAAAGUUCAUUAUGUUUGUUUGUUGGCUGUCAAUACAUCAGUGGUGCAUUAUUUCCAAUCAAGGAAGAAAAAUUACAUCUUGGAUUAUGAAUUUUGUUUUUUCGAAUCUAAAAAUAAUGCAGAUGUUACUUACAUAUUAUUUGUGGAAAGAAAACAAAACCUUGUCAUCUUAUCAACAAUCCAGAUGACCUUAUUGAAUGAAAACAUAUGUCUCUUUUUAUUUGCGCAGAGCUUCUUUUUGUUUUUCCAUACUCAAAAAGGGGCAAAAUUGUGUUAAAACUAAUUUGAUCUAACUUUUUAUCUUUAAAAAAGGAAAUACAAUGCGAUACAAUAAUUAACCAGUGACUUUUGGUCUGCUAGUGAUCCAUUUGUUCAUGACUUUUUCUGGAAAAAAUAAACUGUUGGUUGCAGCAAGCUGUUUGUAAAUUGGUUCCAACUGAUGGUCCCCUUGAAUUUGUGCAUUGUUUGCACUUGUGUAUACAGUUUGUUAUAUGGAGUUUAACCAAGAUUUUUGUAUUCGUUUGUUUUAAUAUACAUGUACAUAUGGCUUAAUUGACUUUUGUUGGGGCUUGUGUUUUCAUCAAAAGAAUGUAAAAAAUAACUUUUCAUUGACACAUGUACAAAUAUGUUGUGAUUAUUUUGGUCAAAAUGCCAUGGGAGUUUGGUGAAAUGUUUGAAUGGCUUAAGUUGUUCCUUAUUGACAUUUAUUUCCCUUUUUUAUCUGCAAAUAGGAAGUAACAAGCGAGCUAGAAAAUGUUUCUUUAACUGAGUAUGCUCUCUGUUUGAGGAAAUUAUACAAUGCAUUUUGUUAAAAUCAACCAGCUAUGUUUUAUUACAAUUUUGUUGGGGGAAAACAACUCGAAAUAGAAUAAAAAUGAAUCAGUUGUCAAUUUUAAUGGUGAGCUCAAUCAGGAAGGAUGACAAAAGGGUUCGAAUUUUAAGAUUUUGAAAAUUGUUUUGUGGGUUAGCCUGUACCACACUUUUGUAUUAAGGAUCACAUAACAUGCAUGCUGCACAAAAAGGUGCCAGGCUAUGUUGGCUGCAUGCAUGUCUCGAUAGGGUUGGAAUUGCAUAGGAAUAACAAGGUAGUACUUGACAUGAUAUUUUCUUUGGUUAAAAUAUUCAUUUAAAACUUCACACAUUUAUUUAGUUAUUUUGCUUUUUUUUUCCAUUCCAGAUAUUUUCAUUUUUUUAUUUUAUAAAGAUAAAAACACAGUUGUCGUCAUUGCUUUGGGCAAAAUGCAGAUAUGAUGUUAUUGUACAUGGAAGGUUCUUUGUACAGAAGAUAUUGUUAAUAACUUUUUGAAAUGAUAUUUAAGAUAUUUUUCUAUUUGUGAAUAUUAUAAUAAUGGUAUGGAAAUAUUAUAACUCCUACUCGAGAAAAAAUUUAUCUUUGUAAAUUGAGCAAACAGACUUGGGGCUGUCUGAAGUUUGGCAAAUUGUCUAAGCUGUAUAGAGAAUGCUGUUUCCAAGCCCCUCUUAAACUUAAAUUCAUUUCAAAUUAUUCUAUUUUACAUUUUCACUAUGUGUAUUAUAAAAAAAAUAUGUUUUCAAAAAUGUUUCAUUUACAAAUGUAUUUACAGUUCCCUAAAAACCAUGACAACUGAGAAAAUAAUGACAAAUUGAACAGUUCCUGAGCUGCUCGUGUACAGUGUUACUGGUAUUAUUUUGGAUACUUACAAGUAUUGGUGUAGGGUAUAAAAAUACUUUGUGUUGAAGCAAUCAUGGAAGAUACUCAGCAGAGUGUAAUGUGUUAAGCAGAGAAUAAUGGAUACCAGAAAGUGCAUUAAUCAAUCAUGCAAACUUUAGUUUCACUCUAAUACUUCAAAUGGUUAAUAUACAGUUGGUUUAUUUGGAGACUGCUUUAGAUUUUUAAUUAUAUUUGUUAUUUUUAGUACUGUAUCUUACUGUAGCCCUUGACCUAUGUGUGUGGUUUUACCGACCACAGCUACAUACACAACGUUUAUUGACCAAUCGUCGCUUGAAUUUCUUAUUCAUGUUUGUUUCUGCGGUGACUAAAAUAAGCUUGAAAACGAAAGGGUGCUACUUAUUCUUUGAUGUUAUAGAUUGAUCUGAUAUUGAUUUCCUCUAGGGGUGGAAUUCACAAAGAGUUAAGACUAUUCUUAUCUCGAGUUGGGAUGAGUUACUCAUUCUAACUUAGGACUAGCCUUCAGUUUUUAAUAUCUCAUAGGGCUAGUGCUAACUCUUUGUGAAAUCGACCCCUGGAUAUAAAUAUGAAACUUACCUAAAAUGGAUUGGUCUAAGACAGUUAUGGAGAAACAUUUGUUUUAAAUGGAGUUAGUGUAAAUAACGGUUUGACUUGUUUCAUCUUUUUGAAAUAAUGUGGUAGUAUAACGUGCCUGUCUUUGCACUUACAUACCCAUAUACAAAUAUUCUCACUUGCAAGAUUGCCCGGUCUUGGCCUCGGUGACCCCUGCUCAAAAAUAUUCUUCGGACACUUUGUCUUGAGCCAUCUCCUCAUGUGUAGAGAUAGCAUAAAGUGUUCUUUUCUGAUCAUGGGCAAAAAUAUAGGCCUGACAAAAGAUCAAGCCUUUUGCUUAUGUAGUUUUCUGACUGGUGCUUUUACAGUUCAGCUUAAAGCUUACUUCAAGUUUUAAUACUGGUAACAAUUAUUUUUUACAACAUUGUGACCAAAUGCGCAUUUUGCGAGGGUUACAGCAACUUUAAUACAAUUAUUUAUAAUUCACAACACCAGGUGAAAUAGUUUCAUUUUUGACCAAUUAAUUUAGAAAUGUAAUGACCACUCACAGUGAAUGACGAAACAUGUUGAUAGUAUGCACCGUCUUCGGCUGUUUAUUCACCCUGACCUAUUUGACCAAUCAUUGCAGAUAUGAAAAUUAUGUUUUUAGGCAUUUCAAAGUUAACACACUUGUGUUCGUGUCAAAUUUCACCAAGCUGCUUAGGCAGAAAAUAAUGCUUAACAACUUUCUGCAAAGCAAGGAUAGGCAGGGUACCAGUCACACUUUGUACAAGUGGCAUAGUAUUUGGCUGGUGAUCUUAUUCUGGUAAGCCGGAUUUUGUAAUGCUUAGCUAGUUUCUUGUGCUUAAGCAGCCUAUGAAAUCGACCAUGUCGUUACAGGUUAUAGGUUGUAUGUGUUGUGAAUUCUCACAGCAUCUGUUUAUAAUGGGGAGCUCAGGAACAAGACCUGAUAAUGCAACAUUCACUGUCUAAAGUUAGUGCCUCAAAAUAUUAACAGGUAGUUGGUGUAAUGAAUUAUAACUGUGGCAAUUCCAGUAAUAGUCUGCUGCUGAUUGUUUUAUUAUUAUUCUGUACAACGUUUAGACCAAACUUAACGCACAUUUGGGUUUGGGCAACAGUCUACUUAGAUUACUUCUCAAGUUGGUUUGUUUAUAGUUUUGCAGUAUAAGUGUUUAAUGUUUCUUUCUCUUGACACAAAUUGAUUGACCAGUUUUCUAGCUCAUUGAUUAAUUGAAUGAAUUGGGCUCGAUUUCACUGACAAGCUGAGACUGCGCUUGUUUAGCAAGUGUGAUGUCACAAUAAAAGUCACUAUGAUAAUACUGGCAACUCAUCAUAAAGUAUCUUUUGAUCUUACUGUCAAAUCUAUGCUGUACGCUGCACUGCCAAAUCUACAGUGUUAAAUUGACACCAUGUGUGUUGUCACAUACAGAUCACGAAAGUCUACAUUUAGACCUAAGGAUGUUAAAAUAUAACUAAUGACUGCAAACAAUAAUAGAGUGUUAUUUACACCUGUGGUGUUCAUUUUGACUCUGUUCAAUGUCUUUAUGUGACAACACCCAUGUUGUCAAUUUUAACACCCCAGGUUUUUGCAGCGCUUCUGGUAUUCAGUAUCCAUUGUCAGAUAACCAACACUAAAUUACAAACAUGGUAAACUCUUUCAAAAUAUCAUUUUAGCCAUUAAAGGCUUUUAAAAUAAGAAUAACGAACAUAAAAAUGGCAUGACAUUUUAUUUUGCAUGCUGUUGUUUUUCGUACAGAUUCAAUUGCAUUGCUACUUGUUUUAGAAAGCAAAAAUUAUAAGAUAUCUAAUAAACAUAUUAAUGAAUUUAGAUUUUUAAUAAAUGUAUUAAUGAAUUUGUCAGAUAUCUUUUAAAGUUUCUGCAAUAUAAACAUACACAACUUUUUUGAGAUGUAUAAACUUUUUAAUGUAAUUGUAACAUAAUAAAUAUUGACUCGGCUUAUUUUACAUGUGAAAAUAUAUUUUGAAAGGUAGAGGUCUCUUCAAGCAUACACGGUACGCAUAAUUAAUAACAUUAUAAUAUUGAGGAAUGUUAAUAAAGUAUUGCAUUCAAAACUUGUCUGCAGUAUUGCCUGUCAAGUCAA
Asterias rubens (European starfish) is the source of this 7670-nucleotide messenger RNA. RefSeq names its product SH2B adapter protein 2-like. The record is from RefSeq and is a predicted model, not a curated record. Gene Ontology annotation, molecular function: transmembrane receptor protein tyrosine kinase adaptor activity. Gene Ontology annotation, cellular component: plasma membrane. Lineage: Eukaryota; Metazoa; Echinodermata; Asteroidea; Forcipulatida; Asteriidae. The coding region runs from base 169 to 2052 and encodes 627 amino acids. Gene Ontology annotation, biological process: intracellular signal transduction. The transcript has 7 exons.